Messenger RNA from Daldinia vernicosa, 1620 nucleotides. RefSeq lists its product as uncharacterized. The transcript is spliced from 3 exons. The record is from RefSeq and is a predicted model, not a curated record. Lineage: Eukaryota; Fungi; Ascomycota; Sordariomycetes; Xylariales; Hypoxylaceae. Bases 1 to 1620 code for a protein of 539 amino acids.
AUGACAGAAGCCUACGUCAAGAUGGUUAUCAACCCGAAGACACCCCAGCUUGUCUGGAAUGCUCUACCGAGUGACGACGUCUUUGCAUCUGGGUCUCACUUUCGCUGCCAAUGUGAAGAGAAUAGCCUGGAGGCGUUCCUUCGUCUAGAAUUCAUUAACUGCCCCCACGAAAUAGGCAAGUUCUGGAACCGCGUGGUGUCUCAACAACUCCUAUUGAAGCAGACAAUGGAUGACCAAAGCUGGUUCCAAAAUAUGAGCGUGGAUAGUGGGGAUGAAGCUUACAUGCCCGAGGUCCUUUAUGGCGAAUGUUUUCCACCCAUUGAUACGACGAGUACUUCAUACACUGGAACUCAAACGACAGCCGCUGGUGUCUCAGGCGUAAAUGCCGGAAGAGAUUUGGACCCGAGUCAUCCCCAACGCAACAAAGGACCUGUUGGAAGCCAUCUACCAAGCCUCCGCACAACAAACGCCUACCCUCGAGACUUCGGGGCCAACUACGACGGGCGGCAAUUUUCCGCGCAGACGUGCGACAUGGCUGGCCGUCAUCAAACGGCCAACUAUCUCGACUACCCAGAUGGCCUUCCUAGUACCGACUGGUCCUCCAAUAUCCCCGUCUUUGGGGAACCUUUAGAUGGCUUACAGGUCAGCCCCAGCAGCUUCUCCUCUUCAGCCCCAUCCUCGGCAACUUCUGAAGCCAUGGCUGCGAUGACCCUCGAUCCCAUGGCGGUACAUAGCAACACCUCUGGACACCUGCAAGCUAACAGUUCUGUUGUCGGCCCGGAGAAUCCUGUAAAUUCUUGGGCGUCGCCGAGUUAUCCUUCGACUAUCUCUCCUAAGAUGCUGCGAAUCAACCCAUCGCCAACACCAGCCUCCUCAUCGGAGUCAGUCCACAAUAGUAUGCUUGCUAGCGGCGACUUGGACCUCAGCACCUCCACGUACGAGCACCAGCACCAGCACCCUCGCAGCCCGUUCCACUCGCAACGGCAGAGCCAAAAGCCACGAAAGGAACUCCCAAGCAAACCGGCGAGAUCACGGCUGGGGCCAAUAGUAUCGUCCGAGUCGCCGUCAUCGUCAUCUUCGAAAGGAAAGAAGCCAGCCUUCCCCCAGCUCUCCGCUGACCCUGAACAGUCGCCUCCUCAUCACAAAAUACGAACUUCCCAACAACCGAAACAGGAGCCUCAGGACAACGCCGCAGUACUUCAAGGAGGCGAGGGAUCACCGGCUCGCGGUGGACGCGGCACCAGAGUCGUCGAGAGAGUCCGCUCGGCCAAGGACGAUUUCCUCGUCCGAUCGAAGCUCGCGGGCAAGACUUACCGCGAGAUCCGGCUCGAGGGGAACUUCACCGAGGCGGAAUCUACGCUGCGAGGACGGUUCCGGACCCUGACGAAGGACAAGGAGGCGCGUGUGAGAAAGCCCGAGUGGCAAGACAACGAUAUACGUCUAUUAAAGAAGGCCGUUCGCAAGCUGGCUAAGGGCAACGAUAUGAUGCCGGCCAAGGCGCCCUGGGGCCAGGUGGCCGAGUACAUUAUGGACCAUGGCGGCUCGUACCAGUUUGGCGGCGCUACUUGCCAUAGGAAGUGGAAGGAGUUGGUGGAUGAGGGUAAGGCGGGAUGGAAAUGA